This is a messenger RNA of Nycticebus coucang (slow loris), 543 nucleotides long. RefSeq names its product coiled-coil-helix-coiled-coil-helix domain containing 1 (gene CHCHD1). Gene Ontology annotation, molecular function: RNA binding. The transcript has 3 exons. NCBI's taxonomy places the organism in Eukaryota, Metazoa, Chordata, Mammalia, Primates, Lorisidae. The coding region runs from base 27 to 383 and encodes 118 amino acids. Gene Ontology annotation, cellular component: mitochondrion; nucleoplasm; mitochondrial ribosome. The record is from RefSeq and is a predicted model, not a curated record. Gene Ontology annotation, biological process: mitochondrial translation.
AGAGCCUUCUGGGAGCUCAGUGCAUAAUGGCGACGCCCAGCCUGCGGGGCCGCCUGGCGCGGCUUGGGCACCCGCGGAAGCCUGUACUAAAACCCAACAAACCCCUCAUCCUAGCUAACCGGGUCGGGGAGCGGCGCCGGGAGAAGGGCGAGGCGACCUGUAUUACGGAGAUGUCGGUGAUGAUGGCUUGCUGGAAGCAGAAUGAAUUCCGCGACGAGGCAUGCAGAAAAGAGAUCCAGAGCUUCUUUGAUUGUGCUUCGAGGGCUCAGGAAGCCCGAAAGAUGAGAUCUAUCCAGGAGACCCUGGGAGAGUCUGGGAGUUUACCUCCCAAGAAAUUGAAUAAAUUGUUACAGAGGUUUCCUAACAAAUCUCACCUCAGCUGAAAAUGGAAAAGCAUUUUCAAUGACUGAACUGUAUCUGCUGAGAACUAUGCACAUUUUAAAGACGUUUGCACUUUUGAAGAGUAGAAUGAGGCAAAACACCUUUUUCAGCCUUUGGAAUCAUGGUCUGGGUUUAUCUUGAAAUAAAAUCCUCUGAAGAGAA